Molecule: messenger RNA, 2742 nt
Organism: Aaosphaeria arxii CBS 175.79
Lineage: Eukaryota; Fungi; Ascomycota; Dothideomycetes; Pleosporales
Exons: 3
Coding region: 277-2256 (659 amino acids)
Source: RefSeq, a predicted model, not a curated record
CGGCGGUAAGGAGGUAUUGGGAUGCUCCCAAGCCAUAAUCGGUGUCAACUCUUUCAAGCGUGGAGUUUUUCAAACCUUUCCUGAGUCAAAAGCUUCAUUAGCGAAUAUUGUGCAGUAGGGGAAAGUGUUUCUUGGGCGAAUGUUUCUUAUGAUACCUCUUUCCGGCGUUAACAACAAAUUCUGUUCGGGCCACUUAACCGUAUACCUGCCCUUUACCACCCGAAGCACCUCUGGCGAAGCGGGAGAAAAGCCAGGAGAUAGCUUCCGCUUGUCGAUAUGUUUAGGCACGAACUUGAGUCCCUGGGCUUGCCCCAAGGUACCAAGCUAGGAAUUCACGGCGGCACGUUUGGAUACCGGAUAUCCCCUAUUAUCUUGUCCUUCCUAAUACUAAUCACGCUCCCACGUUCAGUUUUGGGUGGGUUUCUAUCGCAACGACCCGAUUUGCUUGCUUCAGGGCCAGUUCUUCAGAACUUCGCGAAUAGCACGGCGCCACUACAGUGUCUCCAGGUUUCUCCGCCGAUUCUGUCACCAUCAAACCCGAGCUGUCAACAGACAUUAAUGGUGCACACCUUUGCCUGGUCAUACGGAAAGCCAUUUGUCGGAGACUACACCCCUCCAGACUGCGAUUUCAACCGCAUAACAAUCAACUUCACGGUCACGUCAUCUGGGCGGCAGUUUGAUAGGCUUGCCUUGAUGUUCCUAGACGAUACGGAAGUCUGGCGCACCUCGACAGCAGAACCGACCCAGAACGGUAUCGUCUGGACGUACACCAAGGAUAUGAGUGGUUAUCUUACUCUAUUUAAAGAUCCACAUAAGCUGAUUUUUGACCUGGGCAACCUUGUCGACGACACUUACACUGGAUCUUGGAAUACAACCAUGACGGCGACGUUUUUCACUGCAGAUGAUGUGGACCCAGCCGAUGUGAUCAUGCCUGUCUCUGCCCGGAAGUCUGCUGAAAACAGCCCGAGCGCCUUCGCACUCCCCGAAGCUAAGGCCCUCAACUCAUUGGUCCUGCCGCGCAACGCCCGGAAAGCCGUUUUCUCCAUCGCUGCCUGUGGUCAAGCGGCCGAAGAGUUUUGGUGGAGUAAUGUGUUAUGGUCGGACACGCAGACCUUCGGCAAUGACACCACGCUUUAUGGGCACUCCCCAUGGCGAGAAGUGGAGCUGUACAUUGACGGAACGCUUGCUGGUGUAUCAUGGCCCUUCCCAGUCAUCUUCACUGGAGGCAUUGUCCCAGGAUUUUGGCGGCCUGUUGUUGGAAUCGAUGCAUUCGAUUUACGUGAAGACGAAAUCGAUAUUUCUCCUUUUCUACCCAUAUUAUCGGAUGGCCAGGAGCAUACCUUUGAGAUCCGAGUUGCCGGAAUCGAUAACGACGGGAGCGGGCGCGGAUUCUUGACCAAUACCGUGGGCUCAAAUUGGGUGGUAACUGGAAAAUUGUUUCUGUGGCUGGAUAGCGAAGAUAGCAUCACGUCGGGAACGCGACCAACAAUCGAUUCACCCACUCCUUCACUAAAGCUUCACUCAUCCGUGAGCCGAGAUGCAAAUAGCACCGCGAAAUCAUUGGAGUAUUCUGUAUCUGUUUCUCGAUAUCUUGAGAUCAAGUCCACAAUCCGAACCUCUACUGGAUCGAGGUCCGUCUCUUGGUAUCAGAAUUUAACGUACUCCAAUGAUGGCCUGUUCACCAACAAAGGAAAUGACCAAAUAACGCACCAAUCCACAUCCGGUAUUGACAUUGCCUCUGAUAGCGGGUAUUCAAAACAGUAUGUUUAUCCGCUAUAUGUCUAUUCAACGUACAGUGAGCUGGCGGGUGGAAAUUUCACGAUUGACGGGAAGCUUUCCCGUGGCAAAGAUCUACAAAGAAUUGGUGGAUUGGCUUUCCCAUCUGAACUGGCAACGUUUGGUCGUCCAAUAGAUUCGAGAUUCGCAGGGACGUCAUCAAGUGAUCUCCAAAAUGGUACCGCAAGUUAUCUCGGCGUACCCGCAUUGAAGAAGUCAUUUGGAUCCGGGAAGACGGAACAGCGAUAUUGGUUGUACGGCGUGAGUGAUGUCGAUGAUAUAGAGCAGGGUAAGAGUGGCAUUGCAGAGCUGUACCGCCGCCACGUCUUGGCUGCGAAUGAUUCGCUGCUCUUGGAUGAGGAAACCAAUAGCGGAAGUGGGGAAACAAAGGUUCAGGGCACAAUGGCGCCUCGAAAUGGAGAUCGACCCAUAUUCGCAACUGACAGUAUUAGGUCGUUGCUUGGAAGGGGUCCAGCAUAGUGGGUAGUGUGGGAAACCAGAAUAACACAAUUGGGCCGGCGGCACCAUGGCCUUACUUUUGCCCUCAGAUCAGCACCGUGGGCAAAUCAAUACCGUUCCCUUUGCGAGUAUAUUCCACAUAUCCGUUCCCUUUACUCCGUGCGAAUGUGGACAUGUGUGUGGGUACGGCAUGAGCCCCCGAACCAACUACUUGAGCCACAUUGUCCUGUCCCUGGAGUUACCAUUAUGGAUGCCGUAUCUAUACUGAACAUGCAUGGUGGGCACUGAGUUUGGCCUUGUUCAACAGGGUAGAGAAGCCAGCUACGAAAUGCCGCUGUUGUCGGGUUACACGGCGUUGGUAGUCGUUAUGCCGGUAUUUAAAAGAAGUUUCAUGGUUUCAGGGCAAGCGAUAGUCUUCGUGCCGCCAGAUUGAGAAAGAGUGGCUUUGUAGGCACAGAUACAAGGAGUGCCGCUUUGAGUAGGAUCAUGCCUGUACUGACAUCGUCC